AUGAAUGGGCAAAUCAAGUUUUUUUGGCUUUUCAAAAAUUCUCAAACUUUUUUAUUCACACUCAGAAAUUCAGAAAAAGUCAGUAUUCUCAAUAAUAAUUUUGGAAGUCGGUCAACAUUUUAUUCUCUACAAUUUUUAUACUACGUUUUUUCACAUAGAAUGAGCGCAUCUCAAAAACAAAAGGUCGUAAAAGUGCCGACUGUCAAUUUGCCUCCACAGUCUUCAUCAAGGGCUCCGUCUACGUUAAACAUUUUAAAAAUGACAAACAAAAAGGAGUUUGCUGAAUAUGCUAUUAUGAUUAUUGUCAACCUGGCAAAUGUUGCGCUUGUGCUAAUUAAAAGCGUAGCAGCAUAUUUAUCAAGCAGUUUUUCAAUUGGAACAUCUGCAAUUGAAAGUUUUGGAGACGUUUUUGUCAGUUUUCUACUAUUGGUACAACUGAUUUUGGAUAAAAGAGUAAAGAGAAGUGAGUAUCCAAGAGGAAGAUCGUCAGAGUCAACAACUAAUCUCACCGCUUCCGUGGUCAUGAUGACACUAGCUUUUGUCAACUUCAUUCAAAGUUUUGACGCACUAAUUACCGGAAACUUAAAUCCUGAAUUCGGAACUCCUCAUAUUAUCGUCGUUAUCGUCAACAUUGUUGUGAAGCUGUUUUUGUUUUUUGUAUGCCUUAUUAAACGAGAGAACAACCAAAUUCGGGUUUUGAUGAGGGACCAGCUUACAGAUGUAUUGACAAACUCGAUUGCUCUUGUUGCUGUGUGCAUUGCCCAUUCGUAUUGGAAGGAAUGCGAUUUCAUCGGUGCUUUUAUAAUUUUCUUACUAAUCAUAAGAAACUGGGCGCCAAUUGUUUCCGAAUCUUGGUUCAAACUUCAAGGCAUUAAGGGAGAUGAUGAAAUAAAUGAUAAAAUUUCACAGAUAAUUUCGAGUAACCAGUCCAUGUUUACUGUGAUAGUUGGAUAUAUAACUUAUCAUGUUGGUAACAAAGCAAUUGUAGAGAUAUAUUGUGAAGUGGAAAACCAACAAAAUCGAGAAGAAAUUCAAUCAAAAUUCAGUGCGGACGAGGUAUUGGCGGUUUAUCUACUACCAGUGGAGGAGAGCAAGAACGUGCAUUUGCUUUCUGUAAAACAACCUGACGUCGAUUGCUCUAAAAAUGCAGAAUCCGUAGAACUUUUACAAAAAGUUUGAUCUAUUGUUCAUGUUGUUUAAUACUGAAUCGCACUGCUUUAUCUGUAUUUUGAAUCUACCGUAUUUCCUCUAUUAGUUAGGCACCUCUAUUAGUUUUGCACCUCAAUUAGUUUUGCAUCCAAAAUCACUAAUCGAAAAUUAGUUUUGCACCCUCUAUUAGUUUUGCACCUCUAAUAGUUUUGCACCACUUCAUUUGUUCCCUAAUUUUAAGAAUUCAAAAUUUGCAUUAAAAAUCGUUCUAAUAAUUAGAAGAACUCUUACAGACUUGGUAUAAGAGGUCAAAACUGGCAAAAUAUGAGUACAACUCGUACAAUUUUUGCGUAUCAGUCGUAAAAUUCGUCCAUUUUGGUUCAUAAGUUGUUAUUGAAAUUGAUGAUAUUAUGCCACAACUUAAUGGAAAACGUGAGAAAAAACCUGUUCGAAAAUUAGUUUUGCACCCUCUAUUAGUUUUGCACCUUCAUUAGUUUUGCAUCAAAUUAGGUGUCCGAAAAUUAGUUUUGCAUGCCUUACUAAUAGAGGAAAUACGGUAAUCAUUAUUUUGACAGGUUUAUAUUUAUAUGUAUUGAUAAGUCUUUUGAUAAGUCUUUUUUAACAAACCCUUAAAACUAAAGUAAUGCUUUUCAAU
Messenger RNA from Caenorhabditis elegans, 1804 nucleotides. RefSeq names its product ZT_dimer domain-containing protein (gene F41C6.7). The transcript has 13 exons. NCBI's taxonomy places the organism in Eukaryota, Metazoa, Nematoda, Chromadorea, Rhabditida, Rhabditidae. The record is from RefSeq and is marked reviewed. Gene Ontology annotation, cellular component: membrane. The coding region runs from base 1 to 1179 and encodes 392 amino acids. Gene Ontology annotation, biological process: monoatomic cation transmembrane transport.